Molecule: messenger RNA, 3591 nt
Organism: Cladocopium goreaui
Lineage: Eukaryota; Dinophyceae; Suessiales; Symbiodiniaceae
Source: the annotation of a GenBank genome assembly
GGUUUCUGUAGGCCUUCAGGGACCCCACUGCUUCCGCGCAGCCAUUUGAAGUGGGGGAAAGCAGCUGGCGGCUGACUGAUGCUGAAUGCUUUGCCGAGGUGUUUCCGCCUGCUGGCCGCAGCCGGCCUCGGCUUCGGCUUCUUCGCGUCCGGAACUUCGUCCGCGUCGAGCUGCGAUGAGCUGAGUUCGCUGCAGACCUUGCUGGAGAGCGGGUCACAGCGCUGCGAUGUGCUUCAUCCCAAGAAGGGUCUGAGGUGGAGCCACACCAAGAAGAUAGGCAAGGUAACAGUCUAUGUGGGCAACCUCACAGUGCCUUUGAGCCCGCAUGAAGAAGAUGUGCAUGAGACGCCCUUUAUCGAUCUGAUGGUCAUGAUGAUGAUUCACAACAGUGUGGAAGAUGCUUCGACGUUGGAGCCACUUCUGAUCCACUGCGGAGGACCUGGCAGCGAUGCCUCCUGUGUUUUGCAUCAAGGCAAGGAGCCGCAGUACAGCGGCUACGCUUCCUGGUCCAUCUCUCAGCGUGGCAUUGGCUUUGCGGCGUCGCCCAGCUUCGAGUGUGAGGCGAAGCACAUGAAACUGCCGGAGAAAAAUCGGAAAAACUACCGGAUCUCGGAUUUCACGGAUUGCCCCUGCGCUCUGCCAGAUGGGACAGCGCUGGUGGGCCAAUCCUUUGUGGCCAUCGAUCCACUCAACGGCUCCGAGGUGGAGAACCAUCUCAGCAAGAUGACUCUGAGGUCCAGGAGAUGCGCGGCCUCGCCCAAGUGGAUCUUGACGGGGCCGCGGAACAAGAGCUUCAACUUCUUGGAGUUUUCAGGUACGCGCAUGUUGGCGCACGACAUCGAGUUCUUCCGCACACGGGUUUGCGCUCACAAGAUGCACUUGAAUGGCGCGUCAUAUGGCACGGCGGUGGCGGCCACCUAUGGCAACAUGUUCCACCAACGGGUGGGGAAGAUGGUAAUCAACGGCAACAUGCCGCCGAAUCCCUUCACCUUGGACUUUGCGGAGGGUCAAGGGAUGGCGCUCACCAUGACCUUUGCGCAUCUGGAGAUGCUGUGUAUCCAAUGGACGGCCACACCGCCCUGCAACUGGUUCCAGGAUCAGAAGACCCUGAACCAUGUUUGGGAGAGCCUGCUGGACGAGUUGCGGAAAGGCAGACUCACCGCACCCACGGAAAUUCUGGGUUCCAAUGGUGCCAAAGCCCCUGGGCCGGACAUCCCGGUGGGGCAGAUCCCUGCGGGAUGCCCAUUUAAGGCUUGCAACAAGGUGACCUUCCCCUUGAGCAUCGGCCUGUUGCAGGGCUACCUCCAGGAGCAGAUGAUCUCCGCCGGCUUUGUCCCCACCGGCUGGGCCCAGCCGGUGCUGACCAUCGCAAAUUUGGCGGGCUUCCGGGGGGCGGAGGCCAAAACGCAACAGGUCAAGGCCAUUUUGGAUCGAUACUGCGUUUUGCCCUCCAGUCCUGGAAAAGAAGCCUGGAGCGGUGUGAAAACCUGGUCCCUCUACGGUACUUGUGUGGGGCAGCAAUCCGUAGGCUUGUCCAGCAGCUACCACAGCAAGCACUUGGAGGGCUUGGGCAUCGCACCCUUCAGUAAAGGGGUGAACGGCUUCAUCAACGAAGCCACGGUGACGGGCUACCGGCAAAAGUGGGACGAAAUGGCGAUCAGUGCCUUCCUGGGAAUCUUUAGCUCGUUCUUCGCGUGGCAGCUGGAUGCGGUGCCCGUGCAGGUGGGUUACCGCGCAGGUCUCAAAGCCUUGGUGGUGGGCAACUUGUACGAUCCCGCCUGCAGUUACACCUGGAGCAAUCACAUGCGCGAGUCCCUACCGGACAGCGUGAUGAUCGUUUGGCAGGGCGUGGGGCAUUGCCUCAGCCAAGGUGGUGACUACCCUGGCAGCGGCAUGAAACCCUGCCUGGAUCUAUUGGCGAGGCGGUUGUUCGUGGCACCCAUCCCAGCAGAGGUACUGGAGGGCGAACUGGAAAUCGAGGAGUGCGCCAAAGUUCUCGAGAGAAUGAAGAAUGAUAUCUCCCUGAUGAGAGAAGAAAGUGCCAACAUCUUGCAAGGCACUCUAGGUGAAGAGGGCUUGGACUGCUUCAUCGUGGAUAGUGGCGAGUGUUAUGCCUCAAUUCCUAUCAAUGGCGAGUGGAAGGAGGUGCUGAAGUACGAGCCCGGCGGCUUUUUCGGCGAACGCGCCUUAUUGAGGCAGGAAGGGCGAGCUGCGACCGUCACGGCGCGCAGCGAUGUGAAGCUGUUGAAGCUCAGUCGAGAGGAGUUCGUCUCCAUGAUCGAAGAGAGAGAUCACAAGGAGAACCUCAUUCGGCACAUCAAGGAGUUCGACAUCCUGACCGACGCACAGGUCGCCACCCUGGCGGGUGCCUUGGAGCGACGCUGGUUCGACCAAUCCGACGCAUUGAUCUAUGCCCAAGGGGAGGAGAGCAACCACUUCUACAUUUUAGAGGAAGGAGAUUGUGUGUCCACCAUUCGGCUGGAAGAUGGACAAGAGAUAGAGGCCAGACAGUACGCUGCUGGCGAGAUUUUUGGUGAGCAGGCCCUCCACUCAGGAGGACCUCGUCAAAGUUCCGUGUCCACCAUCGAUGCUGUCAAGGUCCUGAUGCUGAGCCGCGAGGAGUUUGAACGAAAGCUGGGGAAAUGGUCCAAUCUCAAGGCUGCAGCAGACGAUGCAGAUCCACGGCGCUUGAUGGCCGAUUUCUAUCUUCCUGGGGAUACGCGAGGACCCAAAGGAAGCCUUGGGGGAGAAGAGCCGAAUCCGUUUAACCCAACCAGGUGGUUUGCGGUGUAUCGCCCCUGCAGCUCAGACUCCAUCCGCAAGAUGUAUGGAAAGGUCGGGGUAGGCAAGGGCCUGAAUGUGAAAGGAAAGUCGGCCAAGAAGAACCGACUCUCCGGCUUCGUGCCCUUCAUCCAGAUCAGUGACAACAAGCACAAGAACGAUGUGGAGGAGGCUCCUAAGGACGCGCGGACUAAGAUCUUUUUUAGGAAUCGGUUGGCGCGAGAACAGGCCUCGAAAUCCUUGGACAAAGUUCUGAAGGAGGCGUCCCUAAAGAUCGAUGAUCCAACCAUCAAAAUCAUCGCAGAUUACGAACCGCAAAGCUUCGGCUUGGAUGUCCCUGAGCCUUUGAUGAAGGAGGCGUACAUCAUGAGACCCGAGCUGUCCCCCAUGGUUGGUUGGGAGACAGGGCGCCAAUCUGAACCGGCCUUCAUGGACAUGAAUUUGCAUUCCACCAGGGAGUCUUCAACCCCUGAGGUGGUGUUGUAUCAGUAUGACCUCGCAGAUCCCAUGAAUCCUUUGGGCCUCUUAGUGGCUUAUGCUGAAGCCCACGUUCUUCCAGUCGUGAGUGACUUUGAUACCUUUCUGGUGGGUAGCAUGGGGAUGGAAUACAGCCCUUUACCCAAGGAUCAGCAGGAGUUGAUGCAGUGGUGUCUCGACCACACGGCGGACAUCAUCGGAAUGCCUCAACGGAAGAGCUGGACCACCAGGUGGUUGGAGGUGCUCAAAGAUGAAGCCAGCAUGAAAGGCAAGACGGUGGAGAUCCCGAAGCUGGGCUUCGGCGACCCCACGAGCGUGAAGCUCAUUGGGGAU